AUGAUAUACAGAAAGCAUUACAUUCCACUGGAAUCUGAUCCUAACAUAUUCACAUCCCUGAUGCACAAAUUAGGUGUUAAUCCUACUCUCAAGUUUGUCGAUGUUUGGUCGCUUGAGCAAGAUGAAAUCCAAAAUCUCCCAGGUGCUGUUCAAGCCUUAAUCCUGAUCUUACCAGCUUGUCCAGCGUAUGAAGAGCAGGGAGUCAAGUGCCAAAGCUUGAAAAGUGACGAAAACGAAGAAGUUGUGUGGUUCAGGCAAACCAUCAACAAUGCAUUAGGACAGAAGAUCAUUCUAGACUCAGGGCUUCAACUGACACCAAUCAUAGAUGCUGGGUCCUUCCUUGACCGUCUGAUGGCAGCCGAAAACCGUACUGAGUACCUCGAAAAUUCAGAAUAUUUGGAUGCAGUCUACCAGCAGGCUGCUACCAGUGGGUCAUCCGAGGCCCCUCCUGCAGAAGCCGAAAUAGACCAUCACUAUGUGUGUUUAGUGAAACGUUCAUGCUUCUUAUACGAGCUGGAUGGCGAUAGAGAAGGGCCCAUAUGCAGAAAUGUCCUAGCACAGGACGAAGAUGUUCUGUCAAAGAAGGGCCGCGAGAUUAUUCAAAUGUACACCCAAAGCGAUUUGGAAGGGUCUUUCAGUCUCCUAGCUUUGAUUGAUUCUAGCUAG
Penicillium mononematosum is the source of this 666-nucleotide messenger RNA. Its product is annotated as ubiquitin carboxyl-terminal hydrolase. Gene Ontology annotation, cellular component: cytoplasm. The transcript is spliced from 2 exons. Gene Ontology annotation, biological process: protein deubiquitination; ubiquitin-dependent protein catabolic process. NCBI's taxonomy places the organism in Eukaryota, Fungi, Ascomycota, Eurotiomycetes, Eurotiales, Aspergillaceae. Gene Ontology annotation, molecular function: cysteine-type deubiquitinase activity. The record is from RefSeq and is a predicted model, not a curated record. Bases 1 to 666 code for a protein of 221 amino acids.